Molecule: messenger RNA, 2399 nt
Organism: Amborella trichopoda
Lineage: Eukaryota; Viridiplantae; Streptophyta; Magnoliopsida; Amborellales; Amborellaceae
Source: RefSeq, a predicted model, not a curated record
UUCGGAGGGAAAACACAAAUUGCUGAACCGUUUGUACCCACACAUUAUGCAAGCCUCAUCCGCACCCUUGGUCAUGCCCAAUCUCUCUCCAAGGGCAAAAUGCUCCACGCCAAUCUCAUUACAUCGGGCUUCCCUGCAAAUGUUUAUAUUAACAACCAUCUCAUGAGCAUGUAUGUGAGAUGCGGGUGCUUGAAUGAUGCACAUAGUGUGUUUGAUCAAAUGGCUGAAAGGAAUUUAAUCUCAUGGACAGGCAUCAUUUCUGGAUAUUCGCAACAUGGGCUCCCCGACGAAGCCCUGGAACUCUUUCAGAAUAUGGUUUUUGAAGGAUUUUAUCCUAACGAUUUCACAUACGUAGGCCUCCUCUCUGCCUGUGCUCAACUAGAAGCUUUAAAUUAUGGGAAAGAAACCCAUGCAAGGAUUUUGAAAUCUGAUAAUGGAUUUAAUACAUUUCUUAGCAAUUCUUUAGUAAAUUUGUAUGCUAAAUGUGGGUUGAUUGAGUAUUCCAGUAGAUUAUUUGAUGAAAUACCUCAACCGAACUUCAUUUCUUGGACUUCUAUCAUUGCUGGAUUUUGCCAGAGUGGAGAACACAUGGAGGCUCUUAGAUUUUUUUCUAAGUCUCAAGAAGCUGGUAUAAAGGUGAACGAGUUUACAUCAGCAACUAUUUUAGGCUCGUGUGCUGGCCUAGAGGAGCUUAGUCUUGGCCAACAAAUCCAUGUCUCUUGUGUGAAAUGUGGCCUUCUUAUGGAUGGGUUUGUGGGCACGGGGCUUAUCGAUAUGUAUGUAAAAUGUGGGGAAUUGGGGUUGGGUCAUCGUGCUUUCUCGGAAAUGUACGAGCCUAGCUUAGCAUCAUGGACUGCUCUUAUUGCUGGGUAUGCACAGCAAGGGCAAGGUGAGGUUGCCAUUGAUCUCUUCAAGAAAUUGCAGCUUUCAGGUUUAAAACCCAAUGAGUUUACUCUAUGUUCUGCAUUUGUUGCUUGCGCUAGUAAUCUCUUGGUUAUGACUGGGGCUCAAAUUCACUCAGUCGCUUUCAAAUUGGGUUUUAGAGUAGCUGGUUUUGUGGGUAAUGCAGCCAUAGAAAUGUAUGCAAAAUGUGGGUCUUUGCAAGAAUCGGCAAAAGUGUUUCAAGAAAUAGUGGAACGAAAUGUUGUAUCUUGGAAUGUACUUAUUACGGGUUAUGCUCAGAUGGGCUACUGUAAAGACGCGAUAAAACUUUUAGUUAGGAUGUUAAAUGAAGGUAUAUACCCUAAUUUAUAUACGUAUUCUUGUGUUCUGAGUGUCUGUGGUGAUCUCCCCGCUCCAGAGUGGGGAAAACAAGUCCAUUCCCGUAUAAUAAAACCAAGGUUCGACCUUGACCCUUUUGUCUCAACUUCUCUAAUCGAUAUGUACUCUAAAUGUGGACAAUUAGUGAAAGCAUGGACUGUUUUCGAUAGCUUGACUUCAAAAAGCUUGGUGUCUUGGAACACAAUGCUUAUGGCCUAUGCGCACCAUGGUUUCGGAGAGGAGGCAUUGAAUUUGUUUAAAGACAUGGAGGAUGCUAAUAUGAGGCCCAAUGAUGUGACUUUCAUUGCAGUUUUAUCGGCUUGCGGUCGAGUGGGUCUAGUGAGUGAAGGCCUUCAUUACUUCAAUUCGAUGGCUAGCAAGCAUCGCAUGGCUCCGAGGGCUGAACACUAUGCUUGCGUUAUUGACCUUCUCGGUCGAGCCGGAGAGACUGAAAUGGCCUAUGAGCUCAUACAAAACAUGCCUUUCGAACCUGAUAAGGUCAUAUGGAGAAUCCUAUUAGCUGCCUGUAAAAUCCAUGAUAGAGAUCUGGAAUUAGGAAGACACGCAGCUGAAUGUAUACUGAGGUUAGAUCCCUUGGACAUAGCAGCAUAUGUGAUGUUAUCGGGGAUUUAUGCACGUUUUGAGGAGUGGGAUGAGGUAGCUAGAAUUCGAAAGGCGAUGAAUGACAUGGGGUUGAAAAAGGAUCCAGGUUGUAGUUGGAUUGAGUUGAAGCAUAAGACCCAUGCUUUUGUCAUGGGAGAUCAAGCGCACCCCGAGAGAGAAUGUAUAUAUGAGACUGUGUGGGGAUUGACAUGCCAGAUAUUAGAGGAUGUUUAUGUGCCUUGUAACAGUUUCUUUCACUAUGAUGCGGGAAUAGAGAGAGAAGGUGAGUUGUUAGCCUCUAAUGGAAGAGGUGGGAGCUCCCAACAAAUACAUUAUGCUUCACAAUGGAAGUUGGAAUUCUUUGUAAAAAUGCUGUGGUAAGUUAAAAGUUCAAUAGUUGAUUUAUUUUGAUGAGAAAUGCUCUGUUUGCUAUGCGAAGGCAUGUGAAUGGUGGGGCCACACUGCAGAAGGUGUGUACUUCCGCGAUGGUUUGUGCCAUGUUGAGGCUAUGUUUUAUAACCAUGCAGAUUGUUUAA